This is a messenger RNA of Helianthus annuus (common sunflower), 977 nucleotides long. Its product is annotated as beta-carotene isomerase D27, chloroplastic. The record is from RefSeq and is a predicted model, not a curated record. The coding region runs from base 36 to 827 and encodes 263 amino acids. NCBI's taxonomy places the organism in Eukaryota, Viridiplantae, Streptophyta, Magnoliopsida, Asterales, Asteraceae. The transcript is spliced from 7 exons. Gene Ontology annotation, molecular function: iron ion binding.
ACCCCUGCACUACCAUAAUUCCUACACCUUAAACUAUGGAGACCACCAUUUUUCCAACUCCAGCCCUGUCUUCCAUCCCAAUUACAAGUCGAUGGCCAAAACCAAAUCGUAGCCGUCGUACAAUUGUAUCUCUACUCACACCGUCCAAGACGGAGGCCAAGAUCACCACAGUACCUAAGACCGUCUAUAAAGACAACUGGUAUGAUCGUCUUGCCAUUGAUUACCUCUCGAAAGCCGUCCAAGAUACCGUUGGAAUGAAAAAUAAGGAGACUGGGUAUGAGAGUUUGGUUGUGGCAGCCGAAGCAGUUUUCCAGAACUUUGACCCGAUCCAACAACGCCAACUUGUUGUAAAAUCUCUUCAGAAUGCAAUUCCUGGUCCAUUUUCCCUGCUGAUCAAGACAUUGAUGCCACCUUCAAAGUUUUCGCGAGAGUAUUUCGCAGCCUUCACCACCAUCUUCUUCCCUUGGCUUAUCGGCCCAUGCGAGGUAAAAGAAUCUGAAUUUGAAGGGAGUAAAGAGAGACAUAUCGUCCACAUUAAGAAAUGCAGGUUUCUAGAAUCGAGCAAUUGCGCAGGAAUGUGCACCAAUCUAUGCAAGAUACCGUCACAAGAGUUCAUUAAGAACUCAUUUGGGAUCCCCGUCAACAUGGUUCCGAAUUUUGAUGACAUGAGUUGUGAGAUGAUAUUUGGGCAAGACCCUCCAGCCUUGGAAGAUGAUCCAGUACUAAAGCAACCAUGCUAUAAACUAUGUAAGGUAAAGCAUAAGCAUGAUACAAGCUGCGUUACCUUAGUUAAGGAGAUUCGGUCAGAUGGAACAAAUAGAAAUUAAACAAUAAACAAAUACUAUUUUUACUUUUAGUUAUAUUCUCUAAAUUGUUAUAUCAUGUUGUACAAGUUGAUUGUUCAUGUCGGCUAAUAUACAGAAGGACUUUUGAUUAACUCUCAAAGAGUGUAAAUUAAUGUGGGGUGAGAUUUUUUA